AUGCCGCAUCCCGAAGGCGUCGGAAUUUCCAGAAUGUUGCCACCUCAUGCACUUUGUCUACGACGCGCUUGGGAUCUACCUCUGAUCAUACGCAUCUUGUAUACUAAAAUGGUGAAACAAGAUUCGUCGAAUCUGAAACAUUGGUUCCGGCUGCUACACUUUCGAUUCCUAGAAAAACGGGAAAGUGGAACAUACAACCAAGCCUUGGAGGUGAAAGCAUGUUCAGUUUGUUCAGAGAUUGGAUCAUACACUGUCCACCUCUCGGUCACUUCCACUCAGCAAAGAGCUAGGGAAACAGAGCUAUGUGAGACAGAUGGUCUUCUGGCAAGCGGAUUAUAUGACCAAACCAGCGCAAACUAUGGAGCGUCACGUAUACAAAGUGCACAGGACGGCAGCAGGAAUAGUAAUAAGAAUAAUAAUUGUUCAGCUGUAACACUCUUCCGGUGCCUAACUGCCAUGCUACCCGAGGGAAGCACGAGGGUUGGGAUGCUGCCAGGUUACCCAAGCCUAGACAGGGGAAGUCGAGAAGCAGAGGUCGGGUUCGAACGACAGACCUUCCGAUCACCCCACGAAUGGCGAAACCGGUCGAGGGCUGUCGACGAAUUUCCAGCAACCUUAAAAGUAGUGUUUAAAAAGGCGUUCAGCUGUAACACCCUUCCGGUGCCUAGCUGUCAUGCUAUCCGAAGGAAGCAAGAGGGCUGGGAUACUGCCAGGUUGUCCAAGCCCAGACAGGGGAAGUCGACAGGCGGAGGUUUAGUUCGAUCCACGGACCCUCCGUCAGGAACAAAAGCUGAGUUAAACAUAAAAGAGUGGGGACCGCGUGAUCCUCAUUGUGCCUGGUUGGAGACACUACAAGAUAUGGCUGCCAACCGAUGUCAGUGGCGCUCUUGUUGUCAGUUUCUGUCCAGAUUGCCUGACAUUGACAGCAUGACAUCAGUGUUCAACACUGACGCUUCGCUGCCGUACAACCAUGAUUUAUUUGAAAGCUUUAUUGUGAAGAAAAUAAUGAAGCCCAACGCAUCUUCUGGUGACGGACACAUUCUUCAAUGGGGUCUCCUCUACGCAACCGAAAACUCGCUUUCGAAAUGCCUCGUUAGGAAUUCGCUGACACCAUCCCACACGAGUUAUGGUCCUGAGACAGAGAUUGUCGAACACAUGAAGAUGUCUCAGUUCCGCUGCUCGAAUAGGUCAAGUCUCACAGCCAUACAACAAAACAGCCCAUAUUGUAGCCUGACACACGAGUCCCUUGAGACACCACAGGUGUCCCGAAUCAGCCAAAGCGACCCAAGCCUUGUGGAUCUCAUCUGUCACACUAUAAUGAGAAAUAAUACGACUUCCAAGAUACGUAAAGCGCUUCACAACUUUGUGUGCUUCUCCCUGGAACGUAAGUGGCGUGUUCAGUGA
Molecule: messenger RNA, 1404 nt
Organism: Opisthorchis viverrini
Lineage: Eukaryota; Metazoa; Platyhelminthes; Trematoda; Opisthorchiida; Opisthorchiidae
Exons: 8
Coding region: 1-1404 (467 amino acids)
Source: RefSeq, a predicted model, not a curated record